Messenger RNA from Pestalotiopsis fici W106-1, 3120 nucleotides. RefSeq lists its product as uncharacterized. The record is from RefSeq and is a predicted model, not a curated record. Gene Ontology annotation, biological process: regulation of DNA-templated transcription. Lineage: Eukaryota; Fungi; Ascomycota; Sordariomycetes; Amphisphaeriales; Sporocadaceae. Bases 1 to 3120 code for a protein of 1039 amino acids. Gene Ontology annotation, cellular component: nucleus. The transcript has 2 exons. Gene Ontology annotation, molecular function: protein binding; sequence-specific DNA binding; zinc ion binding.
AUGGAUAACUUUCCUGGUUUCCAGCUCUCCCGGGACGAGUUGCAGCGUCGCCACGUUCAGCAGCGCAAUCAGAGACGCGCCACCAACUCCGGGAUGAACCAGCCGCCUCAGCUUGCUCAUUCCAUCUCCGUCGACCAGGACGGUCCCAUCGUCGGCGCCGACAGCCUAGACGACAUCAUUCGAAACAACCAUCACGAACUGCACAGGCGUCGCAGCCUCCCACAGCAGCCGUACCCGGGUGCCAUCUCCCCCUCUGAUGCCGACCGUCGCCUGUCCAUGAUGGAGUUCAACAACGGCCCUGUGCCUGAGUACCAGUUUGGCGUCAUGGGCUCUCCCAUGGUCUCCAUGCCUGGUACCUUCCCCAACAUGAACCACAACAUGACCAUGCCUGGCACAUCUGGCAAUUUCUCUCCUCAGGGCAUGCUGGCCCCCGACUUCUCUGGCGCCACUUCUGACAUGUUAGGCAAUAUGAUCGCCCUUCAAAAUAUGAACAUGGGCCAGCUUGUCGACCCCACCACCAUGAACAUGUUCUCAACUGGCAUACCUUCUGCUUACUCGCAGUCCUCCAUCGACCCAAUGUCAUCCGGUCUGUCCAUGGACAUGGGCGGCGGCAGCAGCAACGAGACCGGGCAGUCCGGUCCCGUCGCCAAACGGGCCAAUACUGGCGGCAUGUCUGUCGAUGGCUCCGACGCACUGCUGCUGAACACCACUCAAUCCUACAUGCUCACUCCACAGCAGGACCAAUCCCAGCCUGUAUCCAGUCUCGAUAGUCCGUCGGGCAAUUUUCCAACCAACAUAUCUCCACAUUCACAAGCCCGGCUGUCCUCCUUGCCCAGCACGGCAGCGGCCACGCCGAGUUAUUCCAACUACCAAUCACCCUUGCCGGCAAUGUCCGGGGCCGCCGGGACAGUCGACAUCCCCCAAAGCCAGUUUCAGCCGGCACCGGAUGCAGUGGGCAGCCCGCCGCCCCAACCCCUCGAGCAGAAGACAAUCUAUUCCAAGAGCGGCUUCGAUAUGCUCAAGGCACUGUGGCUCGUGGCCACUCGGAAAACCCCCCAGGUGAAUCUGGGCGCCGUGGACAUGUCGUGCGCAUUCGUUGUGUGCGACGUAACCAUGAACGACUGCCCCAUCAUCUAUGUCUCGGACAACUUUCAGAACUUGACUGGUUACAGCCGCCACGAGAUCAUCGGCCAGAACUGCCGCUUUCUCCAGGCCCCGGAUUCAAAGGUCGAAGCCGGGACCAAACGCGAGUUCGUUGACAAUGGCGCAGUAUAUAACUUAAAGCGAAAAAUUGCCGAGGGCAAGGAGGUCCAGCAAAGCCUGAUUAACUAUAGAAAGGGCGGCAAACCGUUCCUCAACCUCCUGACCAUGAUCCCGAUUCCUUGGGACACGUCUGAAAUACGCUACAUUGUGGGAUUUCAGAUUGAUCUGGUGGAAUGCCCAGAUGCCAUAUCGUCGGCUCAGGAAGCUGGCUCCAUGCAGGUAAGCUACAAGCACAGCGACAUUGGUCAGUACAUAUGGACGCCGCCUGCAUCUUCGCAGUGGGAGCCAGAGACGGGGCAAACACUUGGCGUCGACGACGUCUCGACUCUCCUACAACAGUUCAAUCCCAAGGGUGCCGCAUCGGACUGGCAUCGGCAAUCUUGGGACAAGAUGUUGCUGGAGAAUGCCGACGACGUUGUCCACGUCUUGUCUCUGAAGGGGCUGUUCCUAUACCUCUCGCCCUCGUGCAAGCGGUUACUUGAAUAUGACUCGACCGAACUCGUCGGCAGCUCCAUUUCGACCAUUUGCCACCCGUCUGAUAUUGUACCUGUUACGCGCGAGCUCAAAGACACCACGACGGGCAACACUGUCAACAUUGUCUUUCGAAUUAGGCGGAAGCAGAGCGGAUAUACUUGGUUCGAGAGCCAUGGCUCGCUCUUUGUCGAGGCCGGCAAGGGGCGCAAAUGCAUUAUUCUGAUAGGACGAAAGCGCCCCGUCUUUGCACUGCAACGCCGCGACCUCGAGGCGCAUGGCGGCAUUGGGGAUAGCGAGCUGUGGACCAAGCUUUCCACGUCGGGCAUGUUCCUAUUUGUGUCAUCCAAUGUUCGGUCACUACUUGACUUGCAGCCGGAUCAUCUAGUGGGCACCAGCAUACAAGAACUGAUGCGCCGAGAGUCGCGCCCCGAGUUUGGCCGUACAAUAGAAAAGGCUAGACGCGGAAGAACCGUCACGUGUAAACAUGAAGUUCAAAACCGGCGAGGUCAGGUGCUCCAGGCGCAUACAACGCUCUAUCCCGGCGAUGCCUCCGAGGGCCAGAAGCCAACCUUUCUGCUGGCUCAGACCAAAUUGCUCAAGGCUUCGUCGCGCUCGAGCGGCCAAAACACUGGGCCGCUGAGCAAACCUGGCUCUGGCUCUGCCUUGAACGAUCCUAAUUCGUCGAUCAAUCAGCCCACCGCGGCAAUCACGAGCCCCCAACCAGGCGGCGGCCUCGUGUCGGCGGCUGGAGGGGGCGACGUGCCUCCGGGAACGCAAGAUGUCGCCCUCGCCUCUGACGACAAUAUUUUCGACGAACUCAAGACCACACGGUGUACGAGUUGGCAGUACGAGUUGCGACAGAUGGAAAAGGUCAACCGUGUCCUAGCAGAGGAGCUUCACGGUCUGCUCUCAAAUAAGAAGAAGCGUAAGCGCAGGAAAGGAGUCGGCAAUGUUGUACGCGACUGCGCCAACUGUCAUACUCGCAACACGCCGGAAUGGCGACGAGGACCUAGUGGUCAAAGGGACUUGUGCAACAGCUGCGGUCUUAGGUGGGCUAAGCAGACAGGCAGGGUCUCUCCGCGGAAUUCAUCGCGUGGUGGCAACGAUGCGGCGAGCAAGAAGUCUGCUUCGCCGGUGCAUGCGUCUCCCCUCACGAGGGAAGUUUCGGCGGGCGAGAUGAGCGAGCAGCCGUCCGAGACGGACUCGGCAGGCACCGCCAACCGGUCACUGAGCUCGGGCGCCGGGCCUACCACCAGCGCGGGCACUACGCCGACAGCAGCAAAGGGGCCCUCCAAGCCGCCUUUGAGCCAGCCACUUCUGGAGGGUGGUGCCGACGGAGGUCAAAUGGCAUCAAUCCGGGAGGAACGCGAGGCCAGUGCUUGA